Molecule: messenger RNA, 3937 nt
Organism: Balaenoptera acutorostrata (minke whale)
Lineage: Eukaryota; Metazoa; Chordata; Mammalia; Artiodactyla; Balaenopteridae
Gene: SLC34A2
Product: solute carrier family 34 member 2
Exons: 13
Coding region: 79-2139 (686 amino acids)
Biological process (GO): sodium-dependent phosphate transport; intracellular phosphate ion homeostasis
Cellular component (GO): vesicle; brush border; apical plasma membrane
Molecular function (GO): sodium:phosphate symporter activity
Source: RefSeq, a predicted model, not a curated record
CUUCCCGAUAUAUAUCAGCGCGCCGCGCUCUACCUGGGUGCCUGCUCCGGUCCAUUACCUGCGCAGAGAGUGCCGACCAUGGCUCCCUGGCCUGAGUUGGAAAAUGCCCAGUCUAACUCGGAUAAAUACAUCGAAGGGGCCGCCGAUCAGCAGUCCACCACACCCGCAAAAGGCAAGGAGACCGGCAAAAAUGACACCGACACUCCUGUCACCAAGAUUGAACUUCUGCCCUCUUAUUCCACCAUGGCACUGAUAGAGGAGCCCACAGCGGUGGAAGACCCCUGGAACCUGCCCGAGCUUCAGGACAUGGGCAUCAAGUGGUCAGAGAGAGACACCAAAGGGAAGAUUCUCUGUGUCUUCCAAGGGAUUGGGAAAUUUAUUUUACUUCUGGUAUUUCUCUACUUCUUCGUGUGCUCCUUGGAUGUCCUCAGCAGUGCCUUCCAGCUGGUUGGAGGAAAGGUGGCCGGGCAGUUCUUCAGCAAUAACUCCAUCAUGUCCAACCCUGUGGCGGGGCUGGUGAUCGGGGUGCUAGUGACUGUCCUGGUGCAGAGUUCCAGUACCUCCUCAUCCAUUGUCGUCAGCAUGGUGGCCUCCUCAUUGCUGAAUGUGCAGGCUGCCGUCCCCAUUAUCAUGGGGGCCAACAUUGGGACCUCCAUCACCAACACCAUUGUGGCGCUCAUGCAGGCAGGAGACCGCAGUGAGUUCAGAAGGGCCUUUGCAGGGGCCACGGUCCAUGACUUCUUCAACUGGCUCUCUGUGUUGGUGCUCCUGCCUCUGGAGGCUGCCACCCAUUACCUGGAGCGCCUGACCAACCUGGUAGUGGAGACCUUCAACUUCAAGAAUGGAGAGGACGCCCCGGAGCUUCUGAAAGUGAUCACAGAUCCCUUCACGAAGCUCAUUAUACAGCUGGAUAAAAAAGUUAUCAACCAAAUUGCAAUGAAUGAUGAAACAGCCAAAAACAAGAGUAUGAUCAAGAUUUGGUGUAAAACUUUUACCAACGUGACUGAGAGGAAUGUCACCGUCCCCUCUCCUGACAACUGCACCUCUCCUUCCCUCUGUUGGACGGAUGGUUUGCACACCUGGACCAUCAAGAACGUGACCCACCAGGAGAACAUUGCCAAGUGCCAGCACAUCUUCGUGAAUUUCAACCUCCCGGAUGUUGUUGUGGGCACCAUUCUGCUGGUAGUCUCCCUGCUGGUCCUCUGUAGCUGCCUGAUCCUAAUUGUCAAGCUCUUGGGCUCUGUGCUCAGGGGGCAGGUAGCUGUUGUCAUCAAGAAGACCAUCAACACUGAUUUCCCUUUCCCCUUUGCCUGGGUGACUGGGUACCUGGCCAUCCUUGUGGGGGCGGGGAUGACCUUCAUCGUUCAGAGCAGCUCUGUGUUCACGUCUGCUAUGACCCCUCUAAUCGGUAUCGGCGUGAUAUCCAUUGAGAGGGCGUAUCCACUCACGCUGGGCGCCAACAUCGGUACCACCACCACCGCCAUCUUGGCCGCCUUAGCUAGCCCAGGCAGUACUUUGAAGAGCUCGCUCCAGAUUGCCCUGUGCCACUUUUUCUUCAACAUCUCAGGCAUCUUGCUGUGGUACCCAAUCCCAUUCACCCGCCUGCCCAUCCGCCUGGCCAAGGGGCUGGGCAGCAUCUCAGCUGAGUACCGCUGGUUUGCCGUCUUCUACCUGGUCAUCUUCUUCUUCCUGAUCCCUCUGGCUGUGUUUGGCCUCUCGCUGGUCGGCUGGCCAGUGCUGGUGGGUGUGGGGGCGCCCGUCAUCUUUGUGGUCUUCCUGGUGGUGGUCCUCAGGCUCCUGCAGUCCCACUGCCCACGCGUCCUGCCCCACAAGCUCCAGAACUGGAACUUCCUGCCGCCGUGGAUGCACUCGCUGAAGCCCUGGGACAAACUCAUCAGCGCGUCCACCAGCUGCUGCCGGCGGCUCUGCUGCCGUACCUGCUGUCUGCUGUGUGGUUGCCCCAAGUGCUGCCGCUGCAGCAAGUGCUGUGAAGACCUGCAGGAGGAGCAGGGCGUCCCCGUUAAGUCCCCCGAGGCUUUUGCUAACAUGGCCGUGGACAAAGAGGCCCAGGACGGGGUCCCCAAGUCCAAGGUGGAUGCCUCGGGCACAAAAACCAUUUCCAGCAUCACAGCCUUGUAGGUAGGAGCUGCCUGGAGGCAGGAGGAGGGCCCUACCGCCCACAGGGCUCCUGCUCCCUCCUGGUUCUUCCUCCACCUCGGGGGGAUUUGAAAUGACAUCCCUCCCGACUCUCAUUCCCUGGCCCAGCGUAUCAGCCCGCACAGUAGUUUCAUCUCAGCCCCAUGCUGCCUGGGUCUUCCAGGCCCAGAAAGGCGCAGAACAACACUGAAAGAGAACUAGAUAGUGAAACCUGGCCAGAGAGGUGAUCACACCCGCUCCCACACACAGCGGGGUUGGUCAGUAGGACUUUUUUUCAGACCAUCCCCUUGCAAAGGAAAAGCCCCAAGGGAGGAAUUUAUGGCAGGUUCAUUGUCAAAGGUGCAUAUACACAUACACUUUUCUUUAUUAUGAUCCAGCUCAGACUUCUCUCUUUUACCAAAGACCAACUUCAACCAAGAGCAGCUGCCCCCAUGUGUCCCAGAGCAGCCCAAUUCAGGGCAAAUGGUGUCAUUGUUGGGGACUUGGGCGAAGACCAUAGAUGUGGGCCUUUCCCCCUUCUCAGUGCUCCCCACGUCCCCUGUCAGGGUUUUCUCACCUGGGCAGGGAGGGUUAGUCCCAGUAGUUUACCUGUUGUGCCCUCAAGUUUCCAGGAUGGGAACCGCAUCUGAGCUACAGAGAGGGUUUCAGAGAGCUUUGGCUCACCCGGCGCUCCAGUCUUCAUAAGAAGAGAGUGGUCCUAUCCCUGAGCUGACAGAUGGAGGAAGAGAGCUGGGAAACGGGGAACAUUUGGGGGAGAUGUUUCAGCGGCCACAAAGGCCUCGGGUGCUUCUUAACCUGGCUCAUUUAGAAGCCAAAUUGGCAGACAUUCCGGCUAAAGCUUAGUGCUGAUAAAAAUCAUCCCUGCUGAGUCUUUUGGAAUAAGAUAUGCAGUUUCUGAGUCCCCUCCACUGUGCCACCUUGAAUCAUAAGAAGCACCUGAGCAUGGGCCAGCUCCGUGCCUCUGUCUGUCCUGUGCAAGAUGACUAUCUGGGUCAGCUUUCGGUGGUCAACUUCUGUCCAUACAUCCACCCACCCGUCCAUCCAUCUAAGCCAGAACCUCUUUCCCAGCAUUCUCCCAUACUCCCAUAGAUAGAAGAACUUUGAUUUUCUGCCCGCUCUCCAUGCCUGCAAAGCUCAAAACUGAGGGCAGAAACCAGGGCAUGUCAUCAAGUGGCAGUGGGGUCCAUGUGUGUCUGUGGGACUGAGAAGUGUGCUCUUUCUUGUCCCAGAUGCCUUCUCUGUGCCUUCAAGAGCCCCCUGUGGUAUGUACACCUCCUCUUUCCCUUGCUUCUCAUCCUCAACAACCCCAGGUCUCCCCAGAGAGUGAGUGAGCUUCAACCGAGUCUGGGAAAAGGGGUCAGUGCAGACGUGCCUCCAGACCCUGCCCUCCCCCAUCCUAGCUUCUCCAUCACUUUCAUAGGUUUUAGUACCAAAAUGAGCCUUCCCCUGACCUUCCCUGUGUAGAUACAGAUUCCCAAACAGAGCCACUGAUACUCUAUAUAUUUAUACUCAUGCAAUGUACAGCAUUUUUCAUAAGUUAUAUAGUAAAUAGUUCUGUGAUUUGUGUCAUGAAGUGCUCUCAUGUGGAAACAAGGCUGGCUUCUACUAAGAAAGACCACGUUUGUAUAUUUUGUAAUCCUGCCUUUUAAACUGCUUCUGCAGCCACACCCGUGUCACACACCCUGUAAAUAUGUAAGUUAAACCUGGGCAGGGCUGUGGCCUUCUUUGUACUCUGAUGAUUUUAAAAAAUUGGAUCCUUGUACCUGCGUUGAUUUUUUUU